Lodderomyces beijingensis is the source of this 1671-nucleotide messenger RNA. Lineage: Eukaryota; Fungi; Ascomycota; Pichiomycetes; Serinales; Debaryomycetaceae. The record is from the annotation of a GenBank genome assembly.
AUGAAGAACAUCUUUGGAGUUCCAGGGGACUUCAAUUUGGUCUUGUUGGACAAGAUCGACGAUGUUCCAGGCAUGAAGUGGGUCGGAAGUGUCAAUGAAUUAAACGCAGGUUAUUCAGCUGAUGGGUAUUCACGUGUCAAGAAUGGCUUUACUUCAGAUGGAUCUUCAAUUGGUUGUGUCGUUACCACUUUUGGUGUGGGUGAGUUAUCGGCCAUCAACGCUAUCGCUGGUGCUUAUUCCGAACAUGUGGGCUUGCUUCAUGUUGUUGGAGUUCCAUCUACCGAUUCGCAAAAGAAGGAGUUGUUGUUGCAUCAUACUUUGGGAAACGGUGAUUUCACCGUCUUUGGUAAAAUUUCCUCCUUCAUUAGUGCCACCACCCUGGCCUUGUCGGAUCCUGCUACCGCAACUGCUGAAAUUGACAGAGUUAUCGAGUCGGCAUUUAUUAACCAAAGACCUACAUACUUGGCAUUCCCAUCUAAUUUCUUUAAUUUGAAAGUGCCAAAAAGCGAAUUGGAUAAGCCAUUGAAGUUGACUCCGCCACCUAAUAACGUCGAGGUGCAAGACGAAGUGGUUUCUGAGAUUCUCUCCAUGAUUGGGAAAGCCAAGAGACCAGUCAUCAUUGUUGAUGCUUGUUGCGGUAGACACAAUGCCACUUAUGAGGCAAACAAAUUCAUCCAGUUGACCAACUUUAACUUUGCUUGUACUCCAAUGUCGAAAGGUUCAAGAGAUAUCGAUGAGAAUGACCCAAGAUAUAUUGGUGUUUAUCUUGGCGAUUUGUCCUACCCUAGAUCCAAGGAGUUGGUUGAAAGCGCCGACUUGGUCUUGUCAUUUGGAGCCGUCUUGUCUGAUUUCAACACGGGCUCUUUUUCAUAUUCACUUCCCAACUCCAAAGUUGUCGAGUUCCAUUCCGAUUACACCAAGAUUAGAAAUGCCCAAUACCCCAAGAUUAGAAUGAAGGAGUUAAUUGGUAAAUUGGUUGCAUCACCCGAGUUGAAGAAGCUUACUGCUGACUAUAAACCAUUCCAAACGUCAUUGGACUUGAUACAACCAGUCAAAUUGCCCCAAGAACAUAAGAUCACCCAGGCUUGGCUCUGGUCGAACUUGGGUUCUUGGUUGAAAGAGGGUGACGUUAUCGUCACUGAAACCGGUACUUCCAACUUUGGAAUCAUUCAAACGAAAUUCCCCAAGAAUGUCAUUGGAAUAUCGCAAGUCUUGUGGGGGUCCAUUGGUUACUCGGUCGGUUCAGCUGCAGGUGCAGUCAUUGCCGCGGAAGAAGUUGACCCUACAAGAAGAGUCAUCUUGUUUGUGGGUGAUGGCUCCUUGCAAUUGACGGUGCAGGAAAUCUCAACCAUGGUGAGGAAUAAAAACAAGAUUUACAUUUUCGUGUUGAAUAAUAGCGGGUUCACCAUUGAGAGAUUGAUUCAUGGAAGAGAAGCUGGUUAUAACGCGAUCCAGGAAUGGGCAUACACUGAUUUGUUAAAGACAUUUAAAGCUACCGAGUUUGAAACUUUCACCGUGGGCAAGAUUGGCGAGAUUGAAAAAUUGUUUAAAGACGAUGCCUUUGCCGUCAAUGACAAGAUUAGAUUAGUUGAAAUCAAAUUGGAUACGUUUGACGCUCCAGAAAACUUGGUUAAACAAGCUGAAGCUUCUUCUAAAGUAAACGAUGGUUAA